Messenger RNA from Annulohypoxylon maeteangense, 1732 nucleotides. Its product is annotated as thiolase. Gene Ontology annotation, molecular function: acetyl-CoA C-acetyltransferase activity. Bases 150 to 1445 code for a protein of 431 amino acids. The transcript is spliced from 3 exons. NCBI's taxonomy places the organism in Eukaryota, Fungi, Ascomycota, Sordariomycetes, Xylariales, Hypoxylaceae. The record is from RefSeq and is a predicted model, not a curated record. Gene Ontology annotation, biological process: fatty acid beta-oxidation.
GCUAUUGCCAUUUUACUACUUCCAUGACUUUAGUUUAUAAUAUCUCCACUAGGUCGAAUUGAAUUACUUUAUUGGACUCUUGUAUCUUCCAUCUCUUGUUUAAGAAUACUCCUGGCUUCUCUUCUAUUUUGCAUCUAGGAAGCGGCAAUAUGAUACUUCGACCAACCGUAGCCAGGUCUGCUACUAGCUACCCGAGGAUCCGAGUUUUCGGAACACCGCGUUAUUUCUCAAUACAGACUUCGCGACGACAAGAAAUUCGAGAUGCAUAUAUCCUAAGUGCAUCUAGGACACCUACUGCGAAGUUCAAUGGCUCAUUUCUCACGGUAUCCGCCCCGCAGCUGGGCGCCGUCGCUAUUAAGUCAGCUUUAGAAAAGUCCAAAGUACCAGUUGAAAAAGUGACAGAUGUCUAUAUGGGAAAUGUCCUGCAAGGAUCAAUUGGCCAGGCCCCUGCCAGACAAGCCGCCAUAUUUGCUGGUCUUCCCAAGACCGUUGAGGCGAUUACCAUCAACAAAGUUUGUGCCUCUGGGCUUAAGGCUGUGGUUUUUGCAGCUCAAAAUAUUCAACUUGGUCUAAGUGAGGUACAAAUCGCUGGCGGCAUGGAAAAUAUGUCACAAGUUCCGUAUUAUGUUCCCCGCAAAAGCGGGCUACCUGCAUUCGGACACGUCACGAUGGAAGAUGGCCUUCUCAAGGAUGGAUUGACGGACGUAUACGAUAAAUUUCACAUGGGAAUCUGCGCUGAAACAACUGCUAAAAAUCACGGCAUCUCCCGGGAGGCACAGGAUAAAUAUGCUCUCCAAUCUUAUGAGCGAGCACAAAGUGCGUGGGAUAACAAGGCUUUCGCAGAUGAAAUUGCCCCCGUAACUAUAAAAUUAUGGAAGGGCGAAACUAUAAUCGAUACCGACGAGGGUUAUUUAGACGUCAAGCCAGAAAGAGUUCCCUUUCUAAAACCCGCCUUUCUUCGCGAUGGGACGGGUACCGUCACUGCGGCAAAUUCAUCUACGCUUAACGACGGUGCUAGUGCGCUAGUACUAGGAAGCAAAGACAUCGCGAGGGAAUUUGGCGGCAGCUCAAGAGUCCUAGCGAGAAUAUGUAGCUCCGCCGAUGCGGCAGUUGAUCCCGUGGAUUUCCCAGUGGCUCCAGCUAAAGCUGUGCCUAUAGCCUUGGAGCGUGCAGGUAUUACAAAAGACCAAGUUGCAGUUUGGGAGUUUAAUGAGGCGUUUGCUGCCGUUAUCAAAGCAAAUGAGAAGAUUCUUGGUCUUGAUGGUGCUAAUAUUAAUCCAUUGGGUGGCGCCAUCUCUCUGGGUCAUGCACUAGGCAGCUCGGGAUCCCGGAUUCUCACAACGCUGCUACAUCAACUCAAGCCUGGAGAGUAUGGUGUUGCUGCUAUUUGCAACGGUGGUGGAGCAGCUACUGCUAUUGUAGUUCAACGCAUCGACUCUGUGUAAUUAUCGAGUAGCACGGGAUGCUUAGAAAGGAACCAUGAUACCAAUCUAGAAUAUAAUUCUAGUCUACCUAUGCGUUAACCAUCACAUCCAGCGCCUACGCGAGUUGUAGAGAAUAUCACAUGCAUAAUAGUACAGUGUAACUUGUUCGUGCAAGAUGAUGUCAUAUCCAUAUUAGAUAUGUACAUAGGUAGUAGGUACCUUCUAUAAUGGAGCAGGGAUAUAGAUUAGAUUAGCCCUACAGGUUCCCCUAGAAGUUUGAUUGGCUAUAAGAUUGCUAAGUGUCUCCA